GUUACUAUACAAAAUUUGCCCCCUCCCCUGUUUCCGCUUAUAAAUAUUUCACUUCACUCAUUUCCCUCUUCACGCUUAUCUUUAUCAUCAUUCAUGGCCUUCUCCAAAACUCUCGCUGCUUCCCUCAUCUUCUUCACCCUCGUUCUUCUGCAACUUGCCCAAUCUCAUCUGGUUAUCAGAACCGCGGUGGACGGCCCCUCACCUCCCCCCCCGCACAUAGAUUGUGAUAGUGAGUGCGAUAGGAGGUGCAAGUUAUCGUCAAGGCCAAACCUCUGCAAGAGGGCUUGCGGAACGUGUUGUGCUCGCUGCAACUGCGUGCCUUCUGGAACUUCCGGUAACUACGACGAGUGUCCCUGCUACGCCAAUAUGACCACCCACGGCGGCCGCCACAAAUGCCCUUAGUUUUAUUACAUCAAACCGUCCUACAAUGUUUGUCUACAUAAAUAAAUAAGUCCUUUAUCCA
Prosopis cineraria is the source of this 463-nucleotide messenger RNA. Its product is annotated as gibberellin-regulated protein 11-like. The record is from RefSeq and is a predicted model, not a curated record. NCBI's taxonomy places the organism in Eukaryota, Viridiplantae, Streptophyta, Magnoliopsida, Fabales, Fabaceae. The transcript has 3 exons. Bases 94 to 402 code for a protein of 102 amino acids.